Temnothorax curvispinosus is the source of this 1870-nucleotide messenger RNA. RefSeq names its product lysosomal aspartic protease-like. The record is from RefSeq and is a predicted model, not a curated record. Gene Ontology annotation, molecular function: aspartic-type endopeptidase activity. The transcript is spliced from 8 exons. NCBI's taxonomy places the organism in Eukaryota, Metazoa, Arthropoda, Insecta, Hymenoptera, Formicidae. Gene Ontology annotation, biological process: proteolysis. Bases 437 to 1627 code for a protein of 396 amino acids.
ACAAAUUCUUUAUGUUUAUAAAAUUGUUAAAUUUGAUUAAUUCUUUAUGUUGAUAAAAUUCUUAAAUUUUCGGCAACUGACCAAUCGCAUUGGCCAAUUGUCGAAUUGCUUAAAUAUGAUUAUUCAAUUUUAUUUCUCCAUCCGAGAUCUCGAAGCGAUUUCUAAUAUCGUUCGAACACAAAGCUUUGAAAUGCUUCGCUUGUUUUUCUGCCCUCCUGCCCCCACCUUCUUAUAAGCACAAGGACAUAUACGCACAUUUGUAUAUAAGGAAACGCUAAGCAAUUUGACUGCCUGUUCUUUGUCUGUACGUAUCGGUUGUGGAUUGACUCGCAGUUCUAACGGUCCUAAAACAAUUUUGACUUUCGUAGCUUCAGUCGCCGAAAAAUUCAGGAAACAUUACCGUGAUUACCGUCAUUGUCACAAAAAGCCGAUACAUAUGUAUCGGUUUUUUGUGACAAUGACGGUAAUCACGGUAAUCAUCUUCGCGUCAAUCAACGCGGAGGUGUAUAAGGACGUGUAUAAAAUUCCGUUAUACCAGACAAACGACCCACGACUCCGUUCGGAUACGGCAACCGUACCUCUGAUCAAUUGGAGAAAUUUUCAAUACUGCGCUACUAUCGAAAUUGGUACGCCACCGCAAAAGUUUACAGUACUUUUCGAUACUGGUUCAUCAGAUCUCUGGGUACCAUCCAAAAACUGCAACGUCAGCCAACCUGCUUGCUUGAACCAUAAUAAGUAUGAUCAUACAAAGUCCACCACAUAUAUAUCUAAUAUAUCACAGAAUGAUGCAUUUUAUCUUAAUGAUUACAAAAAACAUGGCCGUAUGUUGCAGUCCUUGUCUAUCGACGUAAUAAUUAUUGCUGGCCUUAAGGUUUCAUCCUAUCAGACAUUCGGAGUAGCGCACAAUUUCUCGACAAGUUUCUGGGACUCUGCACAAUGCGACGGCGUUCUGGGGAUGGGUUAUCCAGCCUUAUCUCGCUUUAAUAAUCCUUCUGUUUUCCGAAACAUGAUUAAUCGAGAGAUGGUGUCCCAACAAAUUUUUAGCUUCUAUCUAAAUCGAAAUGUCACGGGCGUGUUCGGCGGUGAACUGAUAUUGGGUGGCAUCGAUCCUUCCCAUUACGAGGGCGAGUUUACGUUUGUGAAUGUUUUCCACAAAAAAUACUGGCAGUUUAAAAUGGAUAAGAUUCAAGUAAAAAAUUACAUCUCUUGCUGGGAAGGCUGUCAAGCUAUCAUCGACACGGGCGCUUCUGUGAUAAGUGGACCACCGGCGGCUAUCAAAGCUCUUUACAGAGAGAUCGGUGUUAAUAAUGGUACAGUGAAGUGCGACGAGAUUUCUAAUUUGCCCGAUAUCAAUUUCGUCAUAGGUGGUAAGACGUUACGACUCACUGGUCAAGAUUAUAUCUUGAAGAUCACAGAAGACGAGAUAGAUCUUUGUGUGCCCGCCUUCCAAGAUGUUUAUCUACCUGAUGGUAUACAGUGGAUUUUGGGCGAUGUAUUUAUUGGUCGGUACUACACCGUAUUUGACAUGGAGAACGACCGACUGGAAUUCGUACUUGCAAAAAUCAAGAUUUAUUUUUUUGCAAGUACGAAUUCCGGUUGGUUGUUCCCUAUGAAGGCAUUCUCAUGAAGUUAUCAUUAAGUAUUAGGAAAUCUAAGUGACAUUACUAAACAAAUAAGUCAUAGUUUUUUUAGAAUAUCGACCGACAUAUGGUUUGUAAUUUUAUUUGGACUAUUUAUAUGGUAUAUUUUUAAAUUAAUACAUAUGUAAAAAUUAGAAGAAAGAUACGCGAUAUUUAUUCUACCAACGAUUUGGUACAUCUUGUUCUUUCGGCAACUAUCGAAUUGUUAGAUAUUGUGAAUACAACUUGUA